GCGCCCAGAUUCUCUCGCCAAGCAGCCCAACAGAAGGGCUGCCCGCCACGGCACCUUUAAAAUUUCAAUUUGGGCGGCGAUAACGGCGAUGGAGAUGGGAACGAGAAUGACCCUCCCUCUCUUAGCUACACCCUACGACUGCAACCCACCCACUGUGAAGUGACGACAUUGCGGCCACCGCUUCCAAUCCGAGCCCCGAUUCCGCCCCAGCCGCGCGCGAGAGGAGGCAUGGAAGGCGCGAACAGGAGCCCUCCUCGUCCUUCUCAAGGCCCCAAGGCCAAGUUCUCUGUGUACCAGAACCCCAACUUCGCCGCCGCCCUCACCGCCCGCAGCCUCCAGCCCUCCGCUUCCGCCCUCCUUCUCAUCUCCUCCUCCUUCCUCGCCUCCGCCCUCUCCCUCCUCUCCAUCACCUCCAGGGAAGAUAGCCUCGUCAAGAGCUUGACACGGAUCCACGUUUCCUUCAGAACAGCUCAACUCCUUACCAAGGUCUUGGAAGCUGCAGUCGGCCUGGUGUUCGUGGCGACUCUAUCGGCCCUUAUCAGGGCACUGUCACUCCGCAACACAAAGAACGCCCUGGGUGUCGCCGCUCGUUCUUUAUCAGCUGCAUCCCCUUCGAAGAAACCGAAGGAGCAGAAGAGCCUCCUGACCGAGCGCCAGCUGGGGCUUUUAGGCUUGAAGCCGAAACCCACUGAAGCGACUGUAGAUGCCGAGCCCGUCAAGAAGCCCCCUAAGUCCCGGCCCGUCCCAUCCUCCGAACCCCUCGUCCCCAUCCGGAAAUCGGCGUUCAGCUAUGCCCCUUCUCGACCGUCCCGAAUUGGGUCUGAUGCACAGAGCUCCGGCGGUGGCAAGAAGCUGGCAGUGUCGCCCAUAUCACCCUCUGCCUCACUUUCGCAGUACACCGCCUCUCCUGGAACUCCAUGGUCGCGGCAGAGCUCAGGCAGUGCAAAGGGGAUACAGACGGAGGCAAUGCUGGAGCAGUUCCUAGCAGAUGUAGACGAAAAGAUCACAGAGUCGGCGAUAAAGGCGGCAGCGACACCAUCGCCUACCAUUCGGGGUUUCGGUAUUGCAAGCCCUGGGUCUGUGGCCACCUCAGCGACUGCUUCAGGUGCCACGAGGAGCACACCCUUGAGGCCUGUCAGGAUGUCCCCUGGUUCCCACCAGAAGUACACGACGCCCCCGAAGAAGGGAGAGGGGGAGCUGCACCCUCCCAUGUCGAUGGAACAGGCAGUCGAGGCAUUUGAGAGUUUGGGGGUCUACCCGCAGAUUGAGUGGUGGCGGGAUCGUCUCAGGCAGUGGUUUUCUUCGAAUCUGGUGAACCCAUUGCUCGAAAAGAUCGAGACAAGCCACAUUCAGGUAAUGCAAGCAGCAGCCAGUGUCGGCAUUCCCAUUACGGUCAGUCAGGUUGGAAGUGGCACACCACCGACUGCUACACUGCCAAUCAAUACAUCUCCCAUUGAGGGUGCAAGAGAGUGGCAGCCAACAUUCACGUUGGAUGAGGAUAGGCUGCUUCAUCAAUUACGUGCGAUCCUUCUGCAAGCAAGAGAUCAAUCAAUAUCGCAGGUACCCUUAGCUGGUGCACAACAGCCACAACCAAAUCCUCUACUACCUGUCAUACAGGCAUGUGUGGAUGCCAUCACCGAACACCAGAGGCUUAACACACUGAUGAAAGGAGAGCUGAUUAAAGGCUUGCUGCCUCAGAGCAGCGUACGUGCAGAUUACACAGUUCAAAGAGUCCGAGAGCUUGCUGAAGGAACAUGCUUGAAGAACUACGAGUAUACAGGGAAUGGGGUUGGUUAUGAUAAAGCAGACAAAAAGUGGACAAGCGAGCUACCAACUGACUCUCACUUGUUGUUGUACUUAUUCUGCGCUUUCUUGGAGCAUCCCAAAUGGAUGUUGCAUGUUGAUCCUACCUCCUAUUCUGGUGCACAGUCUAGCAAGAAUCCCUUGUUCCUGGGAGUUCUCCCUCCAAAAGAAAAGUUUCCUGAGAAGUAUGUGGCUGUUAUCUCAGGCAUUCCAGCUGUAAUUCACCCAGGAGCUUGUAUAUUAGCAGUUGGGAAGCAAAGUCCUCCAAUAUUUGCUUUAUAUUGGGAUAAGAAGCUGCAAUUCUCUCUUCAGGGAAGGACAGCAUUAUGGGAUGCUAUUUUGCUCCUUUGUCACAAAAUUAAGCAAGGCUAUGGAGGUAUUGUGAGAGGAGUUCAUCUUGGUUCUUCAGCUUUUAAUAUCCUUCCAAUUCUUGAUUCUGCUGAAGAAAGCUGAAAGCAUUUUUGAGGCACUAGCUGUUCGUAAAACCUUUUUGUUUUUCCAGCAAGUUGUUAUUUCAGUGUCAGUAGGUGUAAAUGGAUUUGAACCAUAGUUUCAAAGGUCUAAUUUGCUAGCCAUCACCGUGCCGAUAUUACUCCGUGGGCCCUAGUCUCCUGAAUGUAGAAGUACUUGCCUAGUUUACUAGCUAUAUUUCAUAUUUUACCAACAUGCUUUUCAUGGUAGAUUUUGUGGUGGAUUUGUCAUCCAUCAAUACCAUACAGCUACUGGGUUGCUAAUGGACCUUUGUUUCGGUGUUCUUAA
Messenger RNA from Phoenix dactylifera (date palm), 2562 nucleotides. Its product is annotated as cytochrome B561, amino-terminal protein. Lineage: Eukaryota; Viridiplantae; Streptophyta; Magnoliopsida; Arecales; Arecaceae. Gene Ontology annotation, cellular component: membrane. The record is from RefSeq and is a predicted model, not a curated record.